GGCUGGACCGGGGCUCCUCGGGCACAACCGCCGGGGCUGAGCCGGGGCUGGGCCGGGGGUUCCUCGGGCACAACCGCCGGGGCUGAGCCGGGGCUCCUCGGGCACAACCGCCGGUACCGCCCGGGGUUCCUCAGGCACAACCGCCGGUACCGCGGCAGCCAUGACCGUGCAGCGCCCGUCGUGGCCGCCGCUGUACUUCCCGCACUUCCACGGCACCGAGCCCGUGCCCCGCCCGGCCGGCGGCCCCUGGGCGCCCCUCGCCGCCAUGUGCUGGCCCUGGCAGCCCCUGCCGGCCGCCGCCGCGGGGCCCCCGCCCCGCUACGCCGCGCUGGCCGCGCCCCUCGCCCCGGAGCCGCUGCGCCCCUACGGCCCCGCCGGCGCUGGGGCGCGGGGGGCGCGGGGCGGGGUCGCGGGGCGGGGGCGGCCGGCGGAGCAGCUGCAGCUGCAGCUGCAGGAGGAGAUGUGCGAGCUGGGCAUCCGCCUCAAGGAGCUGGAGCUGGCGGCGCUCGUCGGGGACGGCUUCGACGCCAGGCAGUAUAAACUUCUGAAGGCACUGGAAGAAAAGAAGAUACAAAGCAUGAAAGCACUGCAGAACCUGAAAUAAUAGCCACCAGCACGAUGAGGAUUAUUUCAGCUGAAUAUUCUGCCACUAUAUCUCUAUGGAGUAUUUUAAUGGACCUUCAAUAAUGGGUUUCUACUUAUUAGAUGCUAUUCUCCUAGCAAAUUAAAAAAUAUAGUAUAUUGUUGCA
This is a messenger RNA of Pipra filicauda (Wire-tailed manakin), 749 nucleotides long. RefSeq names its product chromosome unknown C11orf91 homolog (gene CUNH11orf91). The record is from RefSeq and is a predicted model, not a curated record. Bases 161 to 604 code for a protein of 147 amino acids. Lineage: Eukaryota; Metazoa; Chordata; Aves; Passeriformes; Pipridae. The transcript is spliced from 2 exons.